Megalops cyprinoides (Indo-Pacific tarpon) is the source of this 1925-nucleotide messenger RNA. It is a transcript of the gene hepacam2, whose product is annotated as HEPACAM family member 2. NCBI's taxonomy places the organism in Eukaryota, Metazoa, Chordata, Actinopteri, Elopiformes, Megalopidae. The record is from RefSeq and is a predicted model, not a curated record. Bases 118 to 1503 code for a protein of 461 amino acids. The transcript has 9 exons.
UGCCACAUGGGAGGGGCCAGGCCAGCUCCUCUCAUUUCCCUGGCAAAUGUUUGUCACCAGUUCCCUCUCCAGCAACUCGACGAGAACAGGCAGCUCUGUGGAGAAUAGGAUGCAUUAAUGGAGCCCGUCGGCAGAGCCGCCUUCCUGCUGUCUUACGCAGUGAUCUUCCUCCUCGCAGGUGCGGACUCCACGUUGGUAAGGGCGCCCCAUGUUCUCCAUGGCGUCUAUGGGCAGCCCCUUCUCCUGCCGGUGGAGCACCUCUUCCGGGUGGAGGACAUGGUGGAAGUCCAGGGCUACUGGCUCUUCCGGACGAGGGCCCAUGAUUUCACACAGCUCGUCACCUUCAUGAACAACAAGUCCAUUGUGGAAAUGGAGGCGAAGAUGAACAACAGGUUCUCCUUUCACCCGCCCAAUGCUUCACUGCUGAUUAACCGCCUGGACGAGUCCAUGGAAGGGGACUACAAGCUGGUGAUCAGCGUCAUUUUUCCCAGCAGAACAGGGAUGGUGAAGGACAAUGACAAUCUGGUCCACGUCACGGUUGAUGUGCCCGUGUCCACUCCAGCCGUUGAGAUGAGUCCUGCCGCGGAGGUGGUGGAGGACAGAGACUCCGUGGUGUUGAGGUGUUCGGCGGAGAAUGGCACCCGGGUGGUGUACGAGUGGUACCGGAACGGCAGUCCGGUUCGCACCGGUGGCCGUCUGUCCAACAGCAGCGCUCCAGACGGCAGCAUUCUUACCAUAAGCCCGGUUAGAAAGGAGGACAUCGGGGACUACACCUGUGCGGCAAAGAAUAAUGUCAGCCUGAAGACAAGUCUGCCUGUCCCUCUGAGUGUGUUCUACGGACCGUACAACCUGGCUGUCAGCUCAGACCAGGGCCUGCGAACGGGGGCGGUCUUCACGGUCAACCCCGGGGAGCUGGUGUUUUUCGACUGCUCGGCGGACUCCAACCCCCCGAACAGCUGCGCCUGGAUCUCCGAGACCAACAACGACACGGAGGUCAUAACGACCGGCCGCCGCUUCGAAGUGAUGGCCUAUAAGCUGGCGCACACAGAGGAGUAUGUGUGCCGUGCCUUCAACAACGUCACGCAGAAGCAGGACGAGACUCGCUUCACCCUCGUUGUGGCCAGCUGGGGUGCCGGGAAAGAAAAACAUUUCCAGGAAGGCAGCUUUGUGUCCCCUCUGGCGGCCAUCGCCGUCUCCUCCUUGCUCAUUAUCGGCUGCAUGCUGCUGGUGAUGUUCCGAAAGACCUGCCAUCCGCAAAGAGUUAUCAUGAAAAUUUACAAUAGGCCUCUGACAGAACAAAAGGGACCACACCUCUCAGGUCACGAAGACGCAACUGAAGACUUCGGCAUUUAUGAAUUUGUGUCUAUUCCAGGGAAAGCAGAAUCUACACGGGCGUCCAGCAAGUCUCUGGUACGCCUCGAUUCAGUCCAGGAUUUGCAUACCACCAUCUAUGAUGUUAUCAGGCAUAUCCCAGAAACACCCACGCAAAGUUUAUUGAAGUAAGGUCCAGGAGUGGAAAACAGGAAGUUUGUGAUGGCCAGAUCCAUGGCCUCGAUGAUUCACCUGGGAAGAGACCCCUGUGAAGUAUGGAGACACUUCUUUGCCCUCCACAGCAAAUAGUUAUUAAUGGUUUUAAGUACUCCUGAUGAGGAAACAGGGAUUCCCCUGACCAAUGACUCCAUCUAACCAACAAAAUAUUGUGGUAGCAGCCAUUAUGUAAGACAGUUAUUCUUAUUACUUUUGGCACUAAUACUGUAUGUAUGGUUCUUUUUGAAAUAUUAGUUUUUUGUUAUUAUUUAAGGCCUGAUUUGUAAAUUUGUAAAAAGCCAGGAGCCCAACAAUCUUGAACAGAUACCACUGAGAUACUACUUACAGUACUAUCAUAUACACUAUAUGGACAAAAGUAUUCGGACACCUGACCAUUA